Molecule: messenger RNA, 3388 nt
Organism: Aedes aegypti (yellow fever mosquito)
Lineage: Eukaryota; Metazoa; Arthropoda; Insecta; Diptera; Culicidae
Gene: AP-2mu
Product: AP-2 complex subunit mu
Exons: 7
Coding region: 325-1641 (438 amino acids)
Biological process (GO): clathrin-dependent endocytosis; intracellular protein transport
Cellular component (GO): AP-2 adaptor complex; cytoplasmic vesicle
Molecular function (GO): clathrin-cargo adaptor activity
Source: RefSeq, a predicted model, not a curated record
UUCUAGGAUGAACAAGGAUGAAUCUGUCAUUCAAAUACUUGUCAAAUUUCAUACAAAAUCUACUUUUUCUCAGCGAUAAGUUCAUCCCUCAUUCAUGCUAGGUGAACCACUUCCCCUAGCCUAUUCGUUCGACUGGUCGCGUAAAAUUUGGAGGAAAGUUCGAUCCUCCCCUUUCGCGUUCGAAUUGUUUUUCGGUGAUUUUCGCUGCAAAAAUGGACUAGAUUUGUGCAAAAAAGUGCUGCAACCCGUUCUGCUAAAGUUGGCCGGUAAGGAUAAGAGUGUAAUUCAAACGAGGAAAGUGAAGCGCCAUAAAAGCAGUCCAAGAUGAUCGGUGGACUGUUUGUGUACAACCACAAGGGCGAAGUGCUGAUCUCCCGCGUGUACCGGGAUGACAUUGGACGGAAUGCGGUGGACGCCUUCCGAGUGAAUGUAAUCCACGCGCGGCAGCAGGUUCGCUCGCCUGUGACCAACAUCGCUAGAACUAGUUUCUUCCAUAUAAAGCGAGCGAACAUUUGGCUAGCCGCAGUCACCAAGCAAAAUGUGAACGCCGCAAUGGUGUUCGAGUUUCUGCUGAAAAUCAUCGACGUGAUGCAGUCAUACUUUGGUAAAAUCUCCGAGGAGAACAUCAAGAACAACUUUGUAUUGAUCUACGAACUAUUGGACGAAAUCCUGGAUUUUGGUUAUCCACAAAACUCGGAUACCGGUGUGCUCAAGACGUUCAUUACCCAGCAAGGUAUCAAGACGGCCACCAAAGAGGAACAGGCGCAGAUCACGUCGCAGGUGACGGGCCAGAUCGGAUGGCGUCGGGAGGGUAUCAAAUACCGCCGAAAUGAGCUGUUCCUGGACGUGCUCGAGUACGUCAAUCUGCUGAUGAGUCCCCAGGGUCAGGUUCUAUCGGCGCACGUCGCCGGCAAGGUCGUGAUGAAAUCGUACCUCUCCGGUAUGCCCGAAUGCAAAUUUGGUAUCAACGAUAAGAUCGUCAUGGAGGCGAAGGGACGCAGCGGCAUCUCCGGAAAUGCGGACAACGAAGCAUCCCGAUCGGGAAAGCCAGUAGUCGUAAUCGAUGAUUGCCAAUUCCACCAGUGCGUCAAGUUGAGUAAAUUCGAAACGGAACACUCGAUCAGUUUCAUCCCACCGGACGGCGAGUUUGAGCUGAUGCGCUACCGUACGACCAAGGACAUUUCGUUGCCAUUCCGAGUGAUUCCGCUGGUGCGGGAAGUGGGCCGCACGAAAAUGGAAGUCAAGGUCGUGCUCAAGUCCAACUUCAAACCGUCGCUGCUCGGCCAGAAGAUUGAGGUGAAGAUUCCCACGCCGCUCAACACGUCCGGGGUACAGCUGAUCUGCCUGAAGGGCAAGGCCAAAUAUAAGGCGUCCGAGAAUGCCAUCGUGUGGAAAAUCAAACGCAUGGCCGGUAUGAAGGAAACGCAACUGUCGGCUGAGAUCGAACUGCUCGAAACCGACACGAAGAAGAAGUGGACCCGGCCACCGAUCUCGAUGAACUUUGAGGUUCCGUUCGCCCCAUCCGGAUUCAAGGUCCGCUAUCUGAAGGUGUUCGAACCCAAGCUGAACUACUCGGACCACGAUGUGAUCAAAUGGGUGCGCUACAUCGGUCGCAGCGGGCUGUACGAGACGCGGUGUUAAUGCUCCACACGGUGUUCGCAUUAGUAACUCUUUUGACUCUCGAUAUUCGUGGUGUGGCACACAGCACCCAUUACUACGUUAAGUAUGCUGCGGUCGAAGCGUGUGCGAUGAGUGAGUAUGUGAGUGGCAGCAAUCUCGGAAUCUGAAGACUACUGGUUACUCAAGCAAUUGCAAGUUUUUCCAAAGUUUAUGCAAACGUUUUACCAGCACUAGCUUUUUGGCUUUACUUGAGUGCUGUAAAUGUGCAGACUUGCUGCUAAACUCACUACACUCUGAUAUGAAACAACUACACACACAUGUAGAUUAUACAAAGAUUUUUUCAUUAACGUGGAGACAGUAAUCGUGGAACUACUAUAUUGAAAAACUAUUAUUGGACACAAUCAAGAGUUAUCAAAGUAUCUUUAGGCUAACAGCAAGCAGCAACAACUCCUUAUUCUCGUUAUUAUGAUUAAACUACACACUAUAUUAUAUGAACAAGUAUAAAGAAAUGGUAACAAUAAUACAAUAUGCAUAGUUCAUCAUAAAUAAAAUUCGAUUGAAUUAGCAGAUUGGAGGUAGGCUAUUGUAGUAAAAUGCGAUGAUGUUGAACAAAAACCCAAUAAAUAUUUCCACCUAUGGUAUCACUUUGCUAAGUGAUGUGUUGCUUUAAUUUUUCACACAAUCGUGAAUCUCAACAUAAGCUUCCGCGCUUUUAUUUCGUCCUCGAUGUAAAUACUUUUUCUUUGCUCGUUUCGAAGCUUUCCAUAUGAUUCGCUCCUUUAAUGUCAAAUCAUUCCAUUAGUUUGAUUCUCUCUUUUUGAUUUCUCCGAGAAAAGCAUUGUCGUUCUAGCAACCAAUAGAAGAAACUAGUUAUAUGAUAAGAUUCGAAUCGAACUAAGGUGUAUGUGUACAAAAAGUGCAAAAUUCAAGGAUCACACACGUUGUAGUACACGUGCUAAACGAGAGAAUAAGCAGAAGAAGCAUCAUCAUCAUGAUCACGAAUAAACUGACACAAAAUAAAAUAUUACGAUAAUAUAUUUCGCUGUAACCACUGGCCAUACAAUGAAUAUACAUGCAAAAUGUUGAAUACGAUACAUCAACCCUGCCGUAAAGAGUGUACCGCCGAAGCAAUUAUCUGACGGGAAGAGCUUUUUUACAUAACUAAAAAAAAGUGAAUUUUGUUUAUAUAAAAGAGAAGCUUUCCAUAACAGUAAUAGUGGCUAUUUAUUCACUGGAUCCUCAUUUCUAUCCAUUAUUAUUGUUAGUUUCAAUAUCACAAAAACCUAUUACAAUCGACAUAGGACAAGGGCGCAAUCACCUUACAGGAUGUAAAUUUAGGAAGAUUAUUUACUUCUCAUAGUCCUAUUGGCAUAAUUAUUGACCAUUCAACUUGCUCUUCGGCAGAAAAACUUUGUUUAAAAACUAACAAGGAUAGGAAACCUUAAUUGGAAACCGACCUGGUAAAAUGCCAAUCCUACAUUUAGAGACCAAUACAAAAUUAUAUCUAAAUUACAAAUAUAAAGCAUCGAUCGGCUACAAUGCGAUACGCCUAACAUUAAAAAAAAAGAUGGAGGCGCAAAAUUGAGGACAUAGUUAUGCAAUACAGAGAAUGGCACACCGCUAUCCAUAAAAUAUGCUAAUUUCCGAGAACGAAAAAAUAUCGCUGGAUGCUACCUUCUUGAAUACAAUAGACAAAUAGACAUGAGAAGAAAAAUGACAUAGUAAUAUAAAUUGGAAUAAACUCAUGAACAUAGUUGUUGAAACGAAA